CACGAACAACAUAACAAAUUUUACUUAAUAUUCUGCUUCUACUCCUAGACAUUGUUUCCAUAUAGCGCAAAGGUCACUGCCAUCCGAUUGUCACUGCAAGCCUCUCUCCUUGAAACCAAUAUCGUGUGAACCCGAUCCUUCCUUAAUUAUGCUAUGUGGAUAGCCAAUUGCAUUCUUCUGUAGCUGAUAUCUGCUUAGCUUUCACCGCCUGGGGUUUGACGUGCAAACAUGAAGUUCAAGCUUAGUAACCUCAGCGCUUACGCCAAGCCAGAGGCGCAUCUGGUACAGCAAACAAUUCACGGGGCAUUAGUUACCAUAUGUGGAAUUCUUCUAGCGUCUGUCCUAUUCGUCCACGAGAUGGAGACGUUUUAUCGGCAGCAUCGGGUGACGAAGAUGUCAGUUGACCUAGCUCGGCGUCAUGCGCUGACCAUUAACCUGGACAUAACCUUUCCUGCGGUGCCGUGUGCGGUCCUCUCCAUCGACGUGUUGGACAUCUCCGGCACCGCUGAGAACGACGCCUCCUUCGCGCGGCACAUGCAGCUGCACAAGAUGCGGCUGGACGGGGCGGGGCGGCAGAUCGGCAAGGCGGAGUACCACACGCCGCAGAGCCAGCAGAUCAUGGACACGGGCGCGGAACAGCUGGUCAGCGUCAACAUACAGGAGGCGAUGCAGCACCUGGUGGACAUGGAGGACGAGUCGGAGCACCACGAGGGCUGCCGCGUGUCGGGCGCCCUGGAGGUGAAGCGGGUGGCGGGGCGGCUGCACCUCUCCGUGCACCAGAACGUGGUGUUCCAGAUGCUGCCGCAGCUGCUGGGGGCGCACCACAUACCGCAGGUCAUGAACAUGAGCCACGUGAUCAAGCACUUGGGCUUCGGGCCGCGAUACCCGGGUCAGGUCAACCCACUCGACGGCUACGUCCGUACGGUGGACAAGACGCCGUACAGCUACAAGUACUUUUUGAAAGUCGUACCCACGGAAUACUACAGCCGCUUGGGCGGCGUCACGGAGACGCACCAGUACUCUGUGAGCGAGUACGCGCAGCCGCUGCAGCGCGGCUACUCGCCCGCUGUUGACGUGCACUACGACCUGUCACCCAUCGUGAUGAGCAUCAACGAGCGGCCGCCCUCGCUGCUGCACUUCCUGGUGCGCAUCUGCGCGGUGGUGGGGGGCGCCUUCGCCAUCACACGCAUGACGGACCGCUGGGUGGACUGGUUCGUGCGGCUGGUCACCCGCAGCCGGUGAGGAGCUGCUGUCGGGGUGCGGAGCCGCCCGGGGGGAAGGCAGCCGUGACGUACAGGGUGCGCCCCCCUCACAUCACACCCGCAAGGCUGCCAGACACGCCACCGGGGAGGUACGGCGGGCGACAGCAGUUGGAUGCAGGUGGUGUUGUACGGGAGGGGCUGUGAUGGCGAGCUGUGAGGUGCAUGGUGGUAGGGACAAGGACGAAGUUGUGUGGGUUGGAGGGUGCGGCUUGCGUUGGUGAUCUCAACAGCUUACGCGAGCAUGUGGCCGCACUCCUUUGCACGAGGCAUGUGAGGAGGGCCGGAAGGAGAGUUGGGGGUGACGCUGCCGGGAUCCGGGGGGCAGUGCGGAGAGCUGU
This is a messenger RNA of Astrephomene gubernaculifera, 1600 nucleotides long. The record is from the annotation of a GenBank genome assembly. Lineage: Eukaryota; Viridiplantae; Chlorophyta; Chlorophyceae; Chlamydomonadales; Astrephomenaceae.